Molecule: messenger RNA, 633 nt
Organism: Rotaria socialis
Lineage: Eukaryota; Metazoa; Rotifera; Eurotatoria; Philodinida; Philodinidae
Source: the annotation of a GenBank genome assembly
AUGAGUAAAUCGAUUAUUCUACUUUUUGCCUUCGUGCAUCUUCUUGCUAUAACUAUUCGAGCUGGUGAUGUCGAAACAGUUACCAGUGAUAUUGCAACCGACUCCUCAUUAUCAGAUGGUCAAGCUUCAACAGAUGACAGUGCUAGUGUCAGUGCCAGUGAUAUUUCAACCGACUCCUCAUUAUCAGAUGAUCAAGCGUCAAUAGAUGACAGUGCUAGUGUCAGUGCCAGUGAUAUUUCAAUCAAUCUCUCAUUAUCAAAUGAUCAAGCUUCAACAGACGCCAGUGGUAGUGGCGGUGACAGUGACAGUGACAGUAACAGUGAUAGUGACAGUACUGAAAAUUACUUGGGUGAAGUUCUUCAAAAAGAUCCAACUGUUAAAAACUGCAAUAAUGGUUCAGCGCGCGACUCUUCUUCAUCAUCAUCAUCAUCAUCAUCAUCAUCAUCAUCAUCAUCAUCAUCAUCAUCGUCGUCGUCGUCGUCGUCGUCUUCGUCGUCAUCGAGUGAGUCACAAGAUGAAAGUGAUUCGGAUCAAGAACCAGACAUUGUUCGAAGAGACUCCUAUCGUAGCGAAGCUAGUGAAUACGAAACUGAAGAAGUCGCGAUGGAUGUGCCCGAACCACCAUUGAAAUAA